Messenger RNA from Mycena citricolor, 1904 nucleotides. The record is from the annotation of a GenBank genome assembly. NCBI's taxonomy places the organism in Eukaryota, Fungi, Basidiomycota, Agaricomycetes, Agaricales, Mycenaceae.
CAUGUCUACUGCAUCUCACCCCGACGGCCGAGAACUCGCCUCUAGAUCCCGCCUCAUGGAUAGAACGCAGCUUGUAUACCGGAGGGAGCUGAGUCCUAAUGAACUGUCCUACUUCCUGCAGAGUCGAGCCACUGGACUCAACGAUGUCUUCACUAGCAUCGCUUUCCGUGCACAUCCACAUUGAUGUCGCCCGUGCGCCUCUCGAUCGUCUGGGCUAUCAUGCGUCAACGGCACUCGCUUCUCGCCUGCUCAGUGGAAAUGCCUCGUGGAAACUAUGACGAUGCCCACUUCGUGUAUAUGCCUCCGCCAACGCACGUCACUGCGAUCGAACAAGCGUCCCAAACGAUAUUUCUCCACGAUAAAAAGCUAGGGCAUGAGCUCAUGGACGACUGCCUCAAUGGGCCCAGACUUUUGUCCUUGUCGCGUUUGUCCAGACUGGAUAUCACGCGUCAGUCCGUCGGCAGAGGGAGCUCUUUGAGUAUCACCUCUUCCUCAGCUCGCACCACAUGAUAGGCGGUGCGAUCCCUGUGUUUCAGCUCAUCAACGACAUGUUUGAGCUGCUGGCCGUGCAGACCGAUGCUGAACUGGAGAGUCUCUUACGUCGGGAGUGGAUUGAUCGAUGGGGUCAUGUGGCACCGAAGGAAGCAAUCAUGCCCUCGACAGAGACUCUGCUGUCUGUAUCAAAGGCUUCAAGACUCCGUCGCCAUGCGCUGAGAGUUGAUCAUGACAAUGUGCAGAGACGAUAUGUGGGAGGCCACGUUUUCCCUCGGGCGCCGCAGGCAAAGACGCCACCGAAACCCGCGCAACGGACGCAGACUCGACAGUUGCAGGCUAAAUUCAGCCGCGAGCAGACGAUCGCCAUCCGUGCAGCAUGCAAGGCUCACGGGGUGUCCAUCGGGAACGCCUUCUUUGCGCUGUGCAACAUUGCCUGGCUUCGACUCAUGGCCGCUCAUCCGGAAUACCGACAAUGCGCGCCGAAGGAGUUGCCGAUGCUGCUCUACUCUGUUGUCAACCUGGAACACAUCCUCCCGCCUUGUCGGGCCCUUGCUACAUCCGAAAUGCGGGCCGAACGUGCCAAGGGCUGGGCUCGGUUCGACGAUGCGAUCGCGCAGGGAUCGAAAGCCCCCCCACCUGCAUCCCCAGCGACGGGGGCCGGCGCGCCUUCACUCGCCCUGAUGGGGCUCUCGCAGCAAGGAUCGGUCGACGCGCUGUUCCGCACUGAACGGUAUCCGGCGAUUGAAUUGCUGGAUCUGAUGGCCAAUCUUCUCAAACGAAACACGGCCAAAGUCGACCUGGAUUCCAUGGUCGAUUCGAUCAUCGACCGUCUCGUUGAAGGUGCUUGGAUGUUCAAAAUUGAAUUUGUGCGGCGAGAGUCUGCGGCCCGUGAUGAUGAUGCUGCUGCUGCUGCAACUGUGAGAUGCCUCCGGGACAACUCGCCUCGCUGCUCUGCCUUUAGCCUACAUACAACCAAUAUUCAUUGUACUUUUGUAUCAUUUUAUAGUCCGGAACCACCGGCCGGGAAGAAUGGUCAACCUGACAGAGAAGAAAUCCAAUACCUCUGCAAACGGGCUCGGGAAAUCUUCAUGGAGCAGCCGAUGCUGCUCGAGCUCGAGGCUCCGAUCAAAUAUGCGGUGCGUCCCGCCAAGCCAAACCGCCGGAACCCACCGAUCUUGACUUGAUUUCACUGACACGAUCCCCUGCAAACAGGUGACACACACGGGCAAUACUUCGACCUCCUGCGGUUGUUCGAGUACGGCGGGUUCCCUCCUGACGCGAACUACCUCUUCCUCGGCGACUACGUGGAUCGAGGCAAACGUCGAUCGAGACGAUAUGCUUGCUGUUCGCAUACAAGAUCAAGUACCCAGAAAACUUCUUUCUCCUGCGCGGGACCAUGAAACCGCAUC